GUCUUAAUCAUGUUGUUUAUCCAAUACUUUGUGAUAACUUGUAUGUUUAAUAAGAGGAAUGACAAUAGAAGUGGAUGAAUAAGCCCUUAUACAUAUUUGAUUAUUCCUGAAAAUUAUAAUGGACAUUACAAUGAAGAAGAAGGCUGAACGUAUUGUUAAUUAUUGUGUACUUUUGAUUCAUUCUGCUAUGGCAAUACCCACAAACUUAGUUUUGAGAAUCGCUAUUAUAUACACUAUUUGCUCAUUAAAUGAAAAAUUGUGGCAUCGCCCAUUAAGAGCUAUAGAUAAGAAAUAGCCAUUUUACAGAGUAAACUUUACCUAUUCAAAACGACGGCAGUUAGAAGAGGACAAAAAUAGAUGCACAAGUAAUCGAGCU
Rhizopus microsporus ATCC 52813 is the source of this 376-nucleotide messenger RNA. RefSeq lists its product as uncharacterized. The transcript has a single exon. The coding region runs from base 119 to 295 and encodes 58 amino acids. NCBI's taxonomy places the organism in Eukaryota, Fungi, Mucoromycota, Mucoromycetes, Mucorales, Rhizopodaceae. The record is from RefSeq and is a predicted model, not a curated record.